Molecule: messenger RNA, 1349 nt
Organism: Brassica oleracea var. oleracea
Lineage: Eukaryota; Viridiplantae; Streptophyta; Magnoliopsida; Brassicales; Brassicaceae
Exons: 2
Coding region: 121-1152 (343 amino acids)
Biological process (GO): defense response
Source: RefSeq, a predicted model, not a curated record
UUCGUUUCCCCUUUACUCUUUCACACUCUCAGCUCUAUUGUGGAAACAAAGAACUCAACCCUUAAGAUUUCUAAAAAAGUUGCAAACUUUAUAUACCUUCUCGUAACCUCGAAUCAAUCAAUGGGGAAAACCCUAAUCGAAAUCUGUUUGAUAUCAGCAAGAGGACUCCGCGUCGGAACCGGAUUCGGCUCCUCGCUGCUGAAACACCAAUGGUACGCCGUCGGAUGGAUCGAUCCAGAAUCCAAGUAUUGCACGACCAUCGACGCUUCGAGAUCAGACAACCCUCUUUGGAGAACAAAGUUCGCUGCUUUACUCGACGACGGUGAUGAUGAUGAUGAUGAUUCCAAGAUUCAGGCCUUGCACGUUGAGGUUUAUAGCAGAGAACCAAUCUUCUUGAGGAAGAAGCUUCAUGGCUCUGCUACUGUCUCCUUGAAGGAGUUUCUUGCUAAGUAUAAGAAACAGAGUUCGGUUGUUGAGGAAACCGGAAGCUAUCAGCUUAGGAAGGUGAACUCAAGUAAGGCUCAAGGUUUUGUUGAUGUUUCGAUUCGUGUAUCUGCUGAAAGACAAGACUUUGGUGGUUUUACUGGAGAUUUUGGAGGAGUCAUGCUCUCUAACAACUCCGGUUAUAACAACACUUCAGGGCAAAACUACAUGUCCGGUUCAUCGCAGCAUCCCUUUGCUUCAUUGAACCAGCCAAGCAAUCCAAAGCCAUUCUCAGUCCAGCCAGAUAAGCACCACUCCCCAAUGCCUAAUCCUCUAACGAACAACGCUUCCCCACAAAUGCAGCAACCUUACUAUCCUCCUCCUCCACCAAUGCAUCAACCUUACUAUCCUCCUCCACCACCAGCAACUUCUAACGCAGGCUACAUGCCUUCAUACAUACCGAGGUCGGAGAACGCUGUGAACAUUCCAUCAUCAUCAUCAUCUGGAGGAGCAGGAAGAGGGUAUACAAGGCCUGGACCAGGGGGUUCUGCAGGACUGGGAGCUGGUGCAAUAGUUGGAGCUGCUGCAGCUUUCUAUGGCAGGGACUAUCUAUCAGGAGGAUUCGACUUACCUACCAGCUUAUCUCUCCCAAAUGUCUCCAUCCCAAAUAUCUCUCUCCCAAAUGUCUCCAUCCCAAAUGGCUCCAUUUCCAUUGAUCCUCCAUUUUGAGCACACUCCUGACUCCUGAAUAAUAAUAUGAAAAGUGGCUACAACUUGAUCGGCAUGGCUUGUGACUUGUGAGACUUUAUAAGACUAUAUAUGUAAUUGAUAUGAUAAGAGGUCAUUCCAUCAAACUUUCUAGAUGGUGUUGUUUGAACAUUUACAUGAUGUUUAUAAGCAAAACUAAUGGGGGAUGAAUCUUGAUA